This is a messenger RNA of Bactrocera latifrons, 2082 nucleotides long. It is a transcript of the gene ZC3H3, whose product is annotated as zinc finger CCCH domain-containing protein 3. The record is from RefSeq and is a predicted model, not a curated record. Gene Ontology annotation, molecular function: metal ion binding. Gene Ontology annotation, cellular component: nucleus. The transcript is spliced from 4 exons. The coding region runs from base 106 to 2028 and encodes 640 amino acids. Lineage: Eukaryota; Metazoa; Arthropoda; Insecta; Diptera; Tephritidae.
UGUCAGAAACGUCAAAUAUUUAUUUAGUAUUUUGUGUUAUUAUGCUGAAAAAGUCUAUUUGUAUAUUUAAUAAUUAACGUAUUGAAGAUCAUUCAUGUUUUUAAUAUGCCUCAAUUCAAGGAUAAAGCGGAUAGUCCAACCUCGAGAACUAUCCAUAUUAAUCCACAUUUUAACAAGCAAAUUCAUCCAAUGGCGAAUUGCGCAGCAAAUGCAGUAAUAAGCAAAACAAUGUCAUCUGGUGCUCACAUCAACCCACUGUUUUUGGGUGUUUAUAGACCACCAGCAAUACAUAUGAAUCCGAACUUUUUCAAUAGUAAACUCAUUGAACAACAAAAACUGAAAUUAAAUUAUGGCGUAAAUCAUUCCGAAAAAGUGAAGUUAGUAACCAAAAAUACUCCGAUUAAAAAAAAUCCAUCAAAAAAUUUGCUUCUUCAUGGAGAAAUUAUCGACCUAUGCGGUGAAUCUGACCAGGAAGUGGAAAAAUCAUCUUUAAAUACUAAAUCAAAUAUAUUACCAGUAAGUAAAGACCCAAAACAAAAAAUUAUAACCAAAUCACGCACAAAAAUAGUUCGUGAACCAGCGGUAAUUACAACAACAAAAGUUAUGCCUGUGCCAUCGCCGCUCAUACGUUUAAGUAGUAAAAAGUUAGUAAGAAGAACGCAUACGACUUCAGGUGCUAGUUUAUUACGUAAUAUCACUCCCGCCUCUCCAAAAAGCACACAUGGAAAGUACAAACUAGAUCGACGGCCAGGUUUGCCUUUAGCAACAACGGCAGGUGUAAAACUAAAACGGAAGAGUUUUGUGGCACGCUAUGCUUUGCAGCGCUCAAAUUCUGAAACAAAAAAUGCCAUAACCUCCUCUAAGCUGCGAUCACUGCCUGUCAACAAAAAAUUGCAAAUGCUUAAUAUAAAUGGUGUGUUGUACCGAUCCACCCGCAAUAAAUUACAAAGAAAGGACUCUAGCAAUGCGUCAAAUCUUUUGUCACCAGCAAGAGUAUCCUCUCUAAGCGUAAAAACUAAUUCCAUUAAAAACAAUCAAAAGCCCAUCAAAACGGCAAACGAGCGUGUGCUAUUUGUUCAUGGAACAAAAUUUGUUUUAGAUAAGAAUGGUUUCAAACUAACCCGUAUUGCACCUACCACCAAGGACAACGUAACGGGUACACCAAAGCCUACAAUACCCGCUCAAAGACAACGCCAGCGUAUAGACAUUGGUGGUUUAACCUACAUAGCUUCCACAACGCAAAACGUUUUCGUGCGGACGCGCAACCAUUUGGCCUUGGCACAUCUGAAUACGGCGAAGAAUCGUAGCCUGCAGUUACUCACACGUCGUUUCGUCAAAACCAAUGUACCAUGUGCCAUUUUCCAACGCAUAGGCAAAUGUAUAGCGCAUGAAAGAGGGAAGUGCAACAAAGUGCAUGAUAAGAACCAAGUUACUAUCUGCCCAAGAUUUCUACGUAGUGAAUGCCACAACUCAAAUUGUUUGCUUUCACAUAACGUUUCGCUUGCGAAAAUGCCAGUUUGUAAAUUCUUUCUACAGGGUGUUUGCGUGCGCCCAGACUGUCCAUAUCUACAUAAAAAGCUUAGCGUAAACGCAGAAAUUUGCCAGGAUUUCCUACGGGGUUAUUGCAAGUUAGCGGAGCAGUGCAACAAGCGUCAUGAAUUCUUGUGUCCUGAAUACGAGCGUAAUGGUAGCUGUGACUUGGCGGGUUGUGUGUACUGCAAGAAUCGCAAACGAAAACUUUUAAAUGAGCCAACAAAACAGCAAAAUAAACAAGUGAACAGUGCUGCAGCAAAAGAAGUUGCUGUUCCAAGCACGCAAGAGAAUUCGGGCAUAGCAAAGCGUUAUUUCAUUGACAGAUGUUUAAACGCAAAUGCAACAACAACAUGUGAUAUGACGGUAAAAGAUGAGGACGCUGAAAAGCAAGAGAUUGAUACACAUUCGGAAGAGCUGGAUUCUGAUACUGAAAUGCCUUCAGCACCUAUGCGCCCCAAAGUCGGCGCGUUGCCUGCCUUCAUACCGCUCUUGUAGAAAUUAAAAAUAAAUGAUCAAACUACUAAAAGGCUGGGAAGUUAUUAAAAUUUU